This is a messenger RNA of Ceraceosorus bombacis, 1863 nucleotides long. The record is from the annotation of a GenBank genome assembly. Lineage: Eukaryota; Fungi; Basidiomycota; Exobasidiomycetes; Ceraceosorales; Ceraceosoraceae.
AUGCAGAUCUCACUUGCCCUACUCUCUUGCGUUCUGAGCGUCGCUCUGGCUGCUCAGAACAUCCUUGCUGCCCCUAGCCCUUUGCCUCUGCCUGGCGUGGACAAUGAUUUGGAUGGUGACAAGCAGCUCAACGAUGGCCUCCCUGCCGACAUUUUUCACUACAUGGUGAGCUCCGAAACGUGCGUUGCUUCCUCACCCUCUGUCAUCCUCACUCACCUUUCGAUCAGACCACAGGGUCAAUACUCUCCUCGCUACUUGGUGAAAGACGACACGACCUUGGUCCCUCCGGGCUGCCAAGUGUCUGCAGUCUCAUCCCUUGAGCGUCACGGAGCACGUCAUUUCACUUCCGGCGCUCUCAAGAACGCUCAAGCCACGCUCAAGACACUCAAGACGGCUCUCUCUCCGGCCACGAAUGUGCCUGAUAACCUGCGCUUCAUUGCUAACUACACCAUUGGCACCGAGACUGGCAGUCUGGUGCCAUAUGGCGCGUUGCAAGCUUAUCUCUCUGGCAAGAGCACCGCAAAAGUCUACCCGGGCUUGUCAGGACGCAGCGCAAAGCUGUUCGUCAGGUCGUCUGGCGACGAAGCGCUUGGCGAUGAUCGCGUCAUCGUUACCGCCAAGUAUUGGAGGCUCGGCUUUGAAGGCAAACCGUUUCCCUCCGGUGAUUUCAGCACGUCGGCUCAGAUCCGCGCGGCUCCCGGUCUGACCGAGCCAGACGUCGUGUUCAGCGAAUUGACUGGUCAGAACAAUACGCUCGACGUUUCUACUUGCACGAAUGAGAACAACCUCCCCUCCAGUCAACGAGAGAGCGGUGCCCAAAGCCGCUAUGGAGCUUCGACUCUGUUGCCUACCAUUGGCGCGAGGUUGCAACAAGUCAUCAAGGACGCCGGUGGUGCCAACGUCACGCUGACCUACUCUGACAUUCUGAACAUCGGGAAUUUGGUGAGAUGCAGCGCGGUUUGGGCGCACUGCAGGUGAACGAUCACUGACAGUGUUUGUUUGCGUCGCAAACAGUGCAGCUUCGAGACUCUGGGUCUCUCGACGGUGCAAUCUGGAUCUCUGCAGCUGCCCAAUGGGAAGAUUUCGCCCUGGUGCAACAUCUUCAAUCAUGACGAAUGGCCCUUGUAUGGCUACGCUCUGGACGUGGGCAAAUGGACUGGAGCGGGCUACGGCAAUCCGUACUACAAAGCUCUUGGUCAAGGGUACAUCCGAGAGCUGUUGGCUAGAUUCAACGGGAAGCUGCCUCCCGCGCUUGACAAGCCUACCAGUCUGAACUCGACCAUCGACGGCAGCAAUGCUACUUUCCCAACCCCGCCCGCCAAGAGCGUCUUCUUUGAUGGCUCUCACGAUAACAGUGAGUUUGAACAGACACACUUGCGGCUCUAGCACUCGUGACUGACUUUGCAUUCUGUCAACAUCGGCUAUCCAAGACGUUGGGCCCAUUGCGGCAGCUUUCGGCCUUUUUGACGGGCCAGCGCUCCAGACCAGCUCCCACGCCGGACAGGCCCCUCACAACUGGGUCUUUUCGAGAAUCGCGCCAUUGCAAGGCAAAAUUGGUGAGGUUGCUCUCGUCUCUUCCAUCUUUCUCGCUUGCCUGCUCACCCUCCCUCUCCUCUGUCCACUCGUGCACCGACAGUGUUCGAAAAGAUCACCUGCGGCGUGCCUAACACGCCCUUGCCACUGUCACAAGACUACCUUCGUGUCCGAGCAAAUGGAGCGAUUCAGUCUCCAAGCAACGCGUCUUGGUGCCCAGAUGCCGGCCUUGACCCUUUAUCGAGACUUGGCCUUUGCAAACUGUCUAGCGUGAACAAGGCACUCGACUGGGUCAACACUGACACCGAGUGGCAAAAGUGCUUUGCUUAA